Kazachstania africana CBS 2517 is the source of this 1641-nucleotide messenger RNA. RefSeq names its product Bre5p (gene BRE5). Gene Ontology annotation, cellular component: cytosol; Ubp3-Bre5 deubiquitination complex; ribonucleoprotein complex. Gene Ontology annotation, molecular function: mRNA binding. The record is from RefSeq and is a predicted model, not a curated record. The coding region runs from base 1 to 1641 and encodes 546 amino acids. Gene Ontology annotation, biological process: ribophagy; protein deubiquitination. Lineage: Eukaryota; Fungi; Ascomycota; Saccharomycetes; Saccharomycetales; Saccharomycetaceae. The transcript has a single exon.
AUGUCUGCCACUGUUCAAGAAGUUGUUCAUGCGUUCUUGCGAACCUAUUACGAAAGAAUGAAAACUAAUCCUUCAAAACUAUCAAACAUGUAUGCGAGCACAGCAGAGUUGACCCAUGUGAACUAUCAACAGCUUCCUUCUGAUGACAGCGCUCUUGAUUUCUUUCUGAACGAUACAUUGCCUACUGUAAAACUUACUGGUAAGGAUAAUAUUAACAAAUUUUUUACUAGAAAUAAUAAGAGAGUAAAUGAUCUGAAAGUUAAGCUUAAUACAGUUGACUUUCAAACUACUGGUGCGUCUCAUAAAAGCAUAUUACUGGUUACCACUGGUGAACUAUUUUGGACUGAUACUCCAGUUUAUAGGUUUUGUCAGACUUUCAUCUUGGUUCCUCUAUUGAGAAAUAAUGACAUAUACGAUAUUUCGAAUGAUAUUAUCAGAUUUAUCCCCGAUUAUUUACAAGAGAUAGAAAUACAGGAGGAAAAAGAACCUGACUUUUCAGAAAAGGAGAUUUCAGUGGAAGUAGAAGAAAAGCUUCCUCCCGUCAACAGUGAAAAUGCUAUAGCACAUGAAUCAGAAUUUGAAGAAGAACCAACUGUGCCUGAAAAAGUUACUGCAAAUGAGACAAAGAAAGAACAACUGGAAACUAAAGUAGAAUCUGCACCAGAAGUGACAGAUUCAAAGAAAGUAGAAGAAAUUAGUUCAAAGAAGGAAAAGCCCGAUGACAAAGUAAAAGAAAAGAAGCAUUCUAAAUUACAUCAAGAGAAGAAACCUAAGAGUACUGAACCUAGCAAGUCUCAUAGUUCUGAAAAGCACGGGACUGAAGAAUCAUCGAAAACUAUUGAUAAAAAAGAAAAUAAGGAGAAACUAUCCAAAUCAGCAUCUUCAAACAAGUUAAAGGAAAAAUCCAAGGCUGAAGACUCAAAAAUAGUGCCUGAGGAACAAGCAAAAGAAGAUGCAACGGAAAUUAAGCACAAGAAGAAUGAUGAAAUACGAGAUGAUACCGAUGUAGCUGCAAAUGAACAAGUAGAGGUACAGAAGAAUGAAAAUUCGGAAAAUCCCAAUGAAGAAGGGUUGAAAGAAGUCAAGGAGCCUGCAAAACCAGCUCAAUUUGCUAAACUGAGCUGGGCAUCUAAGCUCACAGUUGGAGAGCCACAGAGAGAUGCCAGGAAAAUUGUUGUUACUAAGCCUACCACUGCAUCAAAUGAUACUAAUAAGAAAGAACACCAAAGGAAGAAUAGUGACAAGAAAUUCGAUAUGGGAAGUCGUAAAGAAAAUACAAGUAACAGAAAUAAAAAGAAAACUAACAAUUAUAGCGGCGUGAAUAAAGAAGGCUAUUUCCCAAUCUAUGUCAACAACACUAUAGGUUUGAAGGAAGAUGAAUUAAAAAAUACAUUGAUUAAAGAAUUUGGACCUGUGAUGAAAGUCACAAAUGGGGAUAGUUUUGCUGUAGUCGAUUUUCAAUUGCAAUCGAGUCAAUCAGAAGCCAUAGAAAGGAAAAAGUUGAUUGUAAAUGACGUCGAAAUCUCACUUGAGAGAAAAACUUCUAAGAAGUCAUCUUCAUCACAGAAUGGGUUCUCAAAUACACAAAAAAAUUAUAGAAAGCACAAUACGAUAAAAAAGAAAGACCAAGUCAGUGUAUAA